Molecule: messenger RNA, 1460 nt
Organism: Eruca vesicaria subsp. sativa (arugula)
Lineage: Eukaryota; Viridiplantae; Streptophyta; Magnoliopsida; Brassicales; Brassicaceae
Source: the annotation of a GenBank genome assembly
AUGUAUCAAUCGUUAUCUUUCUCCUCCAACGUCACCCACAGAUCUCUCCUGGAACCACGAUUACACCCCAGACCUCGCAAACCCCUCAAUUUCACCCCUCCUUCAUGCGUCUCCUCCGAUCCCGAAUCCGACGACUCAACUCCGAUAAACCUCUCCUCGAAGCUCAUCUCCCUCCUCAAAGCCGUCCCGAACUGGUCAGACGGAAUCAAAGAGAGGCGGAUGCAGCAGAAACGAUCUCUCUACACUCACGAGAACUGGGUCAGACACCGUAGCUCCCUCCGUCAUCUCCGUCACGUUUCCUCCAGCACCUCCUCUCGCGUUAUACUCUCUUUGAUCCCUCCCGUCUUCUUCUUCACCACCGUCGCCAUCCUAAUCGCCGGGUAUAACUCCGCCGUGGGUUUGGAGUGGUUACCUAGCUUCUUCCCUGUCCUUCGAGCUUCUCCUCUUCCCUAUCAGCUAACCGCUCCGGCCUUAGCUCUGCUUUUGGUUUUCCGCACGGAGGCUUCGUACUCGAGGUUUGAGCAAGGAAGGAAAGCGUGGGUUAAGAUUAUUACUGGAACUAAUGAUUUAGCUAGGCAGGUUGUUUCUUCCCUUAACGCAAGCUCUUCCGGUGAUGAUGAGUUGGUUAUCAGAGAUGCGCUUUUGCGUUACAUUGCUGCUUUCCCUGUAGCGCUUAAGUGUCAUGUGAUUUAUGGUUCUGAUAUUGCUGAUGAUCUCCGGAAUGUGGUCGAAGAAGAUGAUCUCUCUUUGAUCCUUCAGUCAAAGCAUCGUCCACGUUGUGUCAUUCAGUUCAUCUCCCAAAGUCUUCAGCUUUUGAAUCUUGACAGUACAAAGAUAGAUGCUUUGGAGUCAAAGAUGCUGCAACUACAGGAAGGGAUUGGUGUGUGUGAUCAACUCAUGGGUAUCCCGAUUCCACUUUCCUACACACGACUAACCUCGAGGUUCUUAGUCUUGUGGCAUCUUACACUCCCUGUUAUUCUCUGGGAUGAUUGUCACUGGAAUGUUGUUCCUGCUACUUUCAUCAGCGCUGCGUCUCUCUUCUGCAUUGAAGAAGUGGGUGUUCUUAUAGAGGAGCCAUUUUCUAUGCUAGCUUUAGACGAGCUAUGUGAUAUGGUGCUUAGUAACAUUGAUGAAGCUGUUGAGUCCGAGAAGGUCAUACGCAAUCGGAUCAUCGCAAAGAAAAGGAUGCAUGCAAUUAAGCACUCAGCAAAUGGUUGGCAUAAAUCUUGAAGUCAAACUACUCUCCGCUCUCAUAUAUGCGAUGUAAACAGAGAGUAUGUGAUACCUAACUUAGGUUUGUUAUUAGGUAUUGAAUGUAUAACACGUAGAUGUAGUAGGGAAACUUCAGCUUGUGUCCGUGUGUAUUGCGUUGUUCUUGUACAUAUGCAGUUCCUUUAAGCGUUCUUACUGAACGUUGAGUACUAUAUAUAGCUAAUAAAUGCUCAGAUGGUUUAGCCGAA